AUGGACACCGGCUUUCGAUCUCAUCGCCGCGGCGCAUCCGCGCGCCUUCGCAAGACGUUUCGGUACCCAAGUGAGGAUGAGGCCGAUGAUGGAAAUGCGCUUGAGGUUAUGGACGAGCAGGAACAAGACUCCCUAAUCACCACCCUCUCCCACCAAAACUCCCAGCGCAACAUCCAAUUCCGCUCCCUCCUCCUGCUAAUCCCCGCCAUCGCUUCCGUCCCUUACCUCCUCGCCCUCUUCCUUCCUUCCCCCUCACAGAGGAAAUCCUCCACCGCGAUAUUUUCUCUCCUUACCCUCACUUCCCUAGCCGCCACCACCUUCAUCACGGUUAAAUUACCUCCAACAAAAACCGGCUUGUCAUUCGUCGACUCACUCGCCGCUUCCGCUUCCACGAAGAAGAAGAAUGGGAAGGGCGACGGGAAGCCAGGAAGAAGUGGAAUGAGAGUCCCCAACCUUUAUGGCUCCGGCAUGCUUGUCCCCUCGCCGCUGGAGGUCUGGUUACCUUAUCUCAACGUGGGACUUUGUUUGCUGGUAUUAUUGACGGGGUUGGUCACCGGUAGUGGGGGACAUCAAGUAGGAGGAAGCGUGGGAAAGGUGUACCUUGCCGCGUUGCCGGGAGUGAUUUAUGCGGCUACGGUGGUGGCGAAGGUGGUUAUGGCGGGGGUUGAUCCGGAGGGGGAGUUGGGGGGUUUGAGGUAUGGGUAUAAGGGUGCUUAG
Messenger RNA from Sordaria macrospora k-hell, 717 nucleotides. RefSeq lists its product as uncharacterized. The record is from RefSeq and is a predicted model, not a curated record. Lineage: Eukaryota; Fungi; Ascomycota; Sordariomycetes; Sordariales; Sordariaceae.